Molecule: messenger RNA, 1263 nt
Organism: Schistosoma mattheei
Lineage: Eukaryota; Metazoa; Platyhelminthes; Trematoda; Strigeidida; Schistosomatidae
Source: the annotation of a GenBank genome assembly
AUGACACAAGAUGUAAAGAAUACCGAAUAUGUUUUUUUAAUCUUUACAUGUUCAUAUCGUUUUGGUCGUGAUGAUUUAGAUGUAUUAGGAUUAACAUUUCAAAAAGAAUUAUUAAUUUAUACAAAAUGUUUAUGGCCAAAUCAUCCAUUUGAUGAUAAUAAUAAUACUAAAGUUAAUAAAAAAUGGAAUAAUACAUGGAAAAAAAUAAAACGUUUAUCAAAACGUAAAAUUAAUUCAAAUGAACAAAUUUCAUGUACAAUAAUAAAUGAUAAUGAUCCAUAUGGAAUAUUUUUAAAAUUAAUAAAUAAACAUGGUGAUUUGGCAUUUCCAUUUCGUAUCAUUAUACCUACAUCAUCACCGUCAUCAGUUGCGAUUCAACCAAAUGAAGAUGAUUCGCGAAAAUUAUACGGUGUCAGUUAUGCACUGACUGCAUUCGCUGGUCAGAAAAUUCAUAGCAGUCAACCGAUUAGUUCCACUGUAACAAUUGUUCUAAGAAGAUAUAUUGCUGGACCUAAACUGAUCAAUCGUCCCUUAUAUCCAGUAGCUGAAUCAACUAGAAAAACAAUCAAUUUCUUAUGUUAUUCAGGAGAAGUGGUUCUUACAGCGUCUGUUGAAAAACCAUUAUAUUAUCAUGAUGAAUCAGUCAAUGUGUCAAUUGUAUUGGAUAAUUUUUCUAAUUUAUCAGUUAGAAAAUUACAAAUAGCAAUUGUUCAAGUUACUGAAAUGUACUUACUGGCAAAAGGAACAUAUCGGUCUACGAUAAAUGAACAUUUAUGCAAAGAGAAUCUACCUCAAGCUGGUGAACAACAAUGGAAGUAUACAAUAUCAUUAGAUACCAGUUUUACUGAUGCCUUAGCAAAACAGGGUGUUGCUUUAGAAGGUUAUAUUAAACAAGAGAAAAAUUGGUUGGCUUCAUCAACAAUAUUGAAAUUAUCUUCAGAUUUAAGUGAAUGUCUAGAAACAAUGCAAAAUAUUUAUAAAAACACUGAAGAAUCUACGGAAGCGGCAAUCAAAGCGAAUAAAGAAUUACAUGGAGUUGUUAUAUCAUACUUUGUUCGUGUUAGAUGUUGGGUAGGGAUCAGUCGAUUUUCUGUCCAUGUACCAUUUUUAUUAAUGCAACCAGAAAAAGAACCUAGCACUAUAAAUAAUAAUGAUAUACGUUUAACUACUCAUACUGUUCAAGCUGAUGUAGUAGAAAAUCAGCCAAUGGAAGACAAAUCAGAAAAGAAACAAAUUGAAAUACCUCAUGAAGAUCAAGAUUAA